This is a messenger RNA of Staurois parvus, 511 nucleotides long. Lineage: Eukaryota; Metazoa; Chordata; Amphibia; Anura; Ranidae. The record is from the annotation of a GenBank genome assembly.
GUAAUGAGCAGUCGCAGGUUGGGAUCAGGCAGAAGCGUAGUCGAGAACAAGCCAAGGUCGGUAAUGAGCAGUCGCAGGUUGGGAUCAGGCAGAAGCGUAGUCGAGAACAAGCCAAGGUCGGUAAGAGCAGUCGCAGGUUGGGAUCAGGCAGAAGCGUAGUCGAGAACAAGCAAAGGUCGGUAAUGAGCAGUCGCAGGUUGGGAUCAGGCAGAAGCGUAGUCGAGAACAAGCCAAGGUCGGUAAUGAGCAGUCGCAGGUUGGGAUCAGGCAGAAGCGUAGUCGAGAACAAGCAAGGUCGGUAAUGAGCAGUCGCAGGUUGGGAUCAGGCAGAAGCGUAGUCGAGAACAAGCCAAGGUCGGUAAUGAGCAGUCACAGGUUGGGAUCAGGCAGAAGCGUAGUUGAGAACAAGCCAAGGUCGGUAAUGAGCAGUCGCAGGUUGGGAUCAGGCAGAAGCAUAGUCGAGAACAAGCCAAGGUCGGUAAUGAGCAGUCGCAGGUUGGGAUCAGGCAGA